Phlebotomus argentipes is the source of this 876-nucleotide messenger RNA. RefSeq names its product 3'-5' exonuclease Snipper (gene Snp). The record is from RefSeq and is a predicted model, not a curated record. Gene Ontology annotation, biological process: exonucleolytic trimming to generate mature 3'-end of 5.8S rRNA from tricistronic rRNA transcript (SSU-rRNA, 5.8S rRNA, LSU-rRNA). Bases 112 to 783 code for a protein of 223 amino acids. Gene Ontology annotation, molecular function: nucleic acid binding; 3'-5'-RNA exonuclease activity. NCBI's taxonomy places the organism in Eukaryota, Metazoa, Arthropoda, Insecta, Diptera, Psychodidae. The transcript is spliced from 3 exons.
UAUCCAAGGAAAUUUGAGGUUGUGUUUGUGGUGCAGGAAGAAAAGCUGAUUGACUUGCAGAGAAUCCCUAAAAUAUAUUCCAGACUGCACCAGAAACUUGAUAGAGAGAAAAUGACUGAACUUGUGACUGAAGGAUUCACGCACGUCCUUGUGAUUGACUUCGAGGCGACUUGUUGGGAGGGAAAGUUUACCCAUACAUGUGAAAUCAUUGAAUUCCCCGCGGUGCUGUACAAUCUGGAGACGCAAAGGAUUGAGAAGGAAUUCCGGCAAUAUGUUCGUCCCACUGAAACUCCAGAACUGAGUGAAUUCUGCACAAGAUUCACCGGAAUAACGCAACAGCAAGUCAGGGAUGGUGUGAUCUUAGCUAAAUGCCUGCUGAUGUUCAACAACUGGGUGAAGGAAACUGUCCAGGAGAGAGGAUUGCUCUUCCCGCGCAUGGACAGGCGGAAUAUGCAUGGGAAUGUGGCUCUGAUGACUUGGUCUAAUUGGGACAUGACCAAGUGCUUGAAACAGGAAUGUGUCCGGAAGAGUCUCUCGAGAGCCUCAUACUUCAAUCAAUGGAUAGACUUGAAGAAAUGUUAUGAGGAGUGCUUCAAUUACCCUCCGAGAUCAUUCGCAGACGCCCUGGACUUUGCCAGGCUGAAAUUCGAAGGACGACAGCACUGUGGGAUGGACGAUGCGCGGAACAUAGCCAAAUUAGCGGGAUUAAUGCACAGGAGAGGCUACAGAUUUGAGUUAACAGCCAACUUGCUGCCGCCCAACAAGAUGAAUUUCCCAUUUUGAUCCCUUUCACCAUACAAUGGACAUGUUUUUCGGACGACUAUCGCAAUAGUGAAUUAUCAUGUUUAAUUGACUUUUUUUUAUUAUUAAACACUG